ACCGAGCAAGAAAAGGAUCCUCGCUUGGUUGGGAACCCAACCUCUGAAAUUGGAGCUUCCGUUGAGAAUGAAUGCAAACCGAGCUUCGGGUUUUCAACCUGGUUUCCAUCCUAAUAGAUAAAACUAAAAAUACUUAAAGCAGCCCAGGAUUAAUUGCUGACUGCAGUUUGUGUCAUCGAAAGGAGGAGAAAGCUGCAUGGAAACGUGUUCAAAUGGGGUACACUUGAUGUAUACAAAAGGAGAAAAUAGUGAAACAUGACAUCAACGACAUUGUUUUUGUGCAGUAUAACAGUAUUUGUUUAUUCACUCAAGGGAGAGGAAUGUGAAGUCUAUGAUGUGAAUGAUGUGUUUCUUAAGCACAAUUUUGUACAUGAAGGACAGCCACUUGCUGUCAACUGUUCAGUAGAUAAAAUACUGAAUUUUGAAAACACAGACUACAACUUGACUUGGUACAAAACUGGUAGCCAAACAUCUGUGGCUAAAGACAAACAUUCCAGAAUUCACCAGAAAAAUAACUUCAUUUGGUUUCUCCCUGCAACUUUAGAAGAUUCAGGAUCCUAUGAAUGUGUUAUAAGGAAUUUAUCAAGCUGCAGAAAAAUAUAUAUGAACCUAAGAGUUUUCAAGAAUAUUUAUGGUUUAUGCUUUAAUGAAAAAUUUGCCAUUGGGGAGGAGAUACUAACAUCGUCAAAUGCUAAGGUUGUGUGUCCUCAUUUGGAUUACUUCAGAGAUGAGGAGAAUACUUUGCCCCUUCAGUGGUAUAAGGAGUGUGAGCUGCUUGAAGAGGAAAGGUUUGUCUCUUCCAAUGAUUACCUUGUGAUUAAAAAUGUGACUCUACAUGACAAAGGAAACUACACGUGCAGAACAUCAUAUACUUACAAGGGAAAACAAUAUAACAUUUCACGAGACAUUAGUCUAACUGUGACAGUGAGUCCACAGAACACUCCACCAGAAAUAUUUUACCCAAGAAACAAUUCCAUUGAAGUAGAACUUGGCUCACGUGUCAUAGUGGACUGCAAUGUAACAGGCGCUGAAGUGUUUCAGGUGUACUGGACAGUCAACAACACAUACAUUGAUCUAUAUUAUAAGAGUAGAAUUUUUGAAGAGGAAGAUUAUGAAGGAGAAACUUUCUAUGAUGGACGCCGUCUUGCUACGGUGAGGCUCAACAUUUCCAAAGUGAAUAGCGAGGAUUAUGAACAUCACUUCGUCUGCCAUGCUUUGAAUUCCUUUGGUCAAGUUGCAACAUAUAUAGCAUUAAAACACAGAGUUGCAGAUUUUCACAAAUCACUGACUGGAGGAUUCAUUGCAUUGCUGCUUUUAGCAGUUGUUACUUUAUUAAUCUUCAAGCUUUUCAAGAUUGACAUUGUGCUUUGGUAUCGUAGUUCUUGCCAUGCUUUUGUAAAGAAAGAAGCUUCAGAUGGGAAGAUCUAUGAUGCAUACGUCAUGUAUCCAAAACCCAAUGGGGUGAGAUGUGUCUACACCCUGAACAACUUUGUUCUGAGGAUACUACCCGAGGUCUUAGAGAGACAGUGUGGAUAUAAUCUUUUUAUACUUGGAAGGGAUGAUUUACUAGGGGAAGCUGUGGUCAAUGUUAUUGAUGAAACCAUCAAACAAAGCAGAAGACUGAUGAUAAUUUUAGAAUCAGAAGCAUUGAGUUACAAUGUGUUAGAAGAUACCUUUGAACAACAACUGGCUGUGUACAAUGCUCUUAUCCGGGAUGAAAUAAAAAUUAUUCUGAUUGAACUAGAUAACAUACAGGACAACACGAACAUGUCAGAAUCCAUUAAAUACAUUAAACAAAAGCACGGGGCCAUCCGGUGGAAAGAGGACUUAACAGAGAAAUCUCACUCAGCAAAUACAAAGUUCUGGAAAAAUGUGAGAUACCGAAUGCCACUCAGACAAACAGUGUCUUCUUUGGAUCCAAAAACUUUCCACUAUUUUGCAGCAACAGAAAGAUGAUGAUGUUGUAUUUUAAUGGCACAGACCAGCUCACUUUAAAAUAUUUACUAUGGACAAUUUAUCUUCAGAAGCUUCUAGUGUGUAUUACCAACUGGUCAUCUCAGUCACUUAGAUGCUUUCAAGAUUAAAAAAAACCCUCUACAACAUAAUUUUGUUGUUGAUUAAAAAAUUCAGUUGCCACUAUGCCAUUGUGCAGAUAUUGGGAGGUAUCUGAAUCAUUGUCUCAGUAUCCCAGAUAUUUAAAGCUGACAUGUAGCAAAUGCAGUGGCACAUAAUUUUUGCAAUUUCUUUAAAGAAAACUUA
Mauremys mutica (yellowpond turtle) is the source of this 2259-nucleotide messenger RNA. Its product is annotated as interleukin-1 receptor type 1-like. Gene Ontology annotation, molecular function: interleukin-1, type I, activating receptor activity. Gene Ontology annotation, biological process: signal transduction; regulation of inflammatory response. The record is from RefSeq and is a predicted model, not a curated record. Lineage: Eukaryota; Metazoa; Chordata; Testudines; Geoemydidae. The transcript has 11 exons. Bases 256 to 1956 code for a protein of 566 amino acids.